GCGAGUCUGAAUGUACAUCUCUCUGGAGGAAAGCUUAGUUUGGGUUCAGAGCAGAUCAUUUUACCUCCAAGAUUGAAAAGACAAGGCAUGUUCCUUUAAGUAGAAGCACACAAGGAGUCCCUGAUAGCUCCUGGAGCUGCUCAGAUGAUGACGACAGGCGUUUAUAUUUGGGCGGGGCUUAUGAGCGACGUGCUGUGUUAAAGGGAGUCAACUGAGCUGUUCCUGGUUACUAACACACACAAAUAGAGAAGGUGAAAGGCUUGCUGGAGAACAGGAGACACCAGCUGGACAUCAGGAAAAUUAAAGUAGAGAGCAAACAGAAGAUGACAAUUGGUAAAAACUCAAGGAAGAACUCAACCCGAAGCUCUGUCCGGGCCCCGAAAUUUCUGGAUAAAUCCAGCGGCUUCUAUGGUCGGCUUGAUGAGCCUGAGACCUCCACAGACGGGGGUUGCUCAAUAGUGGAAAAAAUAGAGAUUGAAAUAAAGGAUGGCUGCUCAACCUCUGACGAGGUACGCAACACAUUGACAGAAGAAGAUGUGGAGGUGUUUGCCAUGAUUGAGGACGACGGAGAGACUCUUCUGCGAAGGAAACCCAACCGCCUCAGUAGCCGGUGGAGACGAAGCUCCAGGAGGAAGCAGAAGGGCGAGAAGGUUGAGGAGGGGGAAGCCAAAGACGAGAAGGCCAGCCAAGAUGAAGACAAGAUGAAGGUGGAGAAAGAGGAAGAAACUGUGAAGGAGCCUGACCUGGCACACUUCAAAGUCAGGGAGUUUGCAGAUGACAGGGUUCUGAUCCGAGACAAGAGGGGGAGAGAGAAGAACGAAGAGGAGACAGAGGAGGAAAGGAAAAUGAAGAAGGAACAAGAGGAAGGGAUAAAGAUGGUGAAGAAGACUGCAGUGAAGAAUUAUCGGAAGGCCUUUGACCGAGCGCUUCGCCGCGGCUGGGAGGCCUUCAUCACCAACCUCUACAGCGUCACGCUCACGCCUGUGAAGUCAUCUGAGCCACCGCUUUCACUGAAGAAGAACCUGCAUAACUCUGUGUUGGCUGAGUUUCAGUAGAGCUGCAAAAAAUAAACACAGACUGUUUUUUAUACAAUCUAA
Molecule: messenger RNA, 1097 nt
Organism: Cyprinodon tularosa
Lineage: Eukaryota; Metazoa; Chordata; Actinopteri; Cyprinodontiformes; Cyprinodontidae
Exons: 3
Coding region: 324-1055 (243 amino acids)
Source: RefSeq, a predicted model, not a curated record